Molecule: messenger RNA, 1725 nt
Organism: Folsomia candida
Lineage: Eukaryota; Metazoa; Arthropoda; Collembola; Entomobryomorpha; Isotomidae
Exons: 7
Coding region: 115-1464 (449 amino acids)
Source: RefSeq, a predicted model, not a curated record
AUAAUUCGCCCCUAGACUCGAUCAUUGGAUCAUUGUUAACUGGAGUCUCCGAGAGAGAGAGAGUUGACCAGGACUAGUUUUCGAAGUUAGGAUAAUCUGAUAGAAAGAGUUAGAAUGGAGUCAAGCAUGGGUGCGACGUUACUAACCCUCAUUUUUGUUACCGGUCUUCAAUCUCCAACGUCUGUAGUGUCUGCCAUAAAUGCAAAUGUAUCCCAAGCCGUGGUGUACAUAAAUUACGGAGACGACGCUGAGAUACUAUGUUUCGCACCAGAAGAGGCUGUUCGGGAACUCCCACCGGGGGAAAGAUUAUGUCGUUACUACCACAUUGAUGAAACCAACUCCCGGGACAUAAUUAUAAACGCAACCGAUUGUGCGAUAUCGAAGCAGGAAGGUCCAGGGGUUUAUGAGUAUGUGGGCACUGGAGUAAACAAUGGUCAAUGUGGACUCAAAAUGGUUGCUGCUAACGAAGAGCAAAUUGGAGAUUGGGUGUGUUCCUUCAUCGCGGCUGGGACAAUAUGGCGAGCAGACAUUGAAGUUUUCCAAUACGAAAAGCCAGACCCACCAAUAAUAAUUGUGGACGGUUUCAAAAACGAAAUAAAUGUUACCGAUUGGCAAGAUGAGUCAAUUACUCAAAACGAUACAACCAUUGUAUGUUGCUCUUCUGGUGGUAAGCCCAUUGCGGAGACGAAACUUGCUUUCUACUUGGAUGAGAAACCAAUUUCGGAUUUUGUCCUCAAGAAAAACGACUCUAGUUCAACAUGUAUCCAAUGGACCGAAACUUUCACUAAAGAGUUUAACGAUCAAAUAUUCGUUUGCCGUGUUUCCCAUCCAGGAUUUAAAGAUGUUGAGCAAGGCAGCGAAGAAGUGCAGCACUCGCUAACUGUGAAUGUGGAAUAUUCUCCCGAAAUUGUGUAUUCCAACAACGAUGGGACCUUUAUCACAAUGCUGGUUUACGGUGACAACAAUCAAGUUGAUGUUCACUUUUCAGUCAAAGGCAAUCCUAUCCCAAGCGUCGACAUGAAGAAAAAUGUUACCAAUUCUGACGAUUACAAGUUGGAAGAUGUUCACAUCAGGAAUGUCACGGUUCACUCUGAGAGGAAUAGUAACGAGUUUAUAGUAACGAUUGAUGCCCCAAAUGAGAUGGAAGGUGACCUAAUGCUUCAAAUAACGGUAGAGAAUAUUUUGGGGAAAGACGUGGGUGUGGAAAUUGUGACACCGCCACAACCGAGUGGGGAUGACAACGGUUCCACUACUUGGAUUUUAAUUGCGAUUGGGAUUGUUAUGACUGUCAUUUUCAUUGCAAUAAUAAUCUGUGUAAUUAACAAUGAAGCGAAAAAUCGAGGGUGGUGUGGAUAUGAAGCAAGAAAAGAAAAAUACAAGAUCAAGAAAGUUGCAAAUUCCACGCCUACUAGGGACAGCCAAGAAUAUUCUGUUGUUGCAAAUUUGGAAGAAUCGCGAUUUUAAUUGUAAUUUUGUGUCGUAACUAUUUCUUAAAUAUUAAAUAACAUUUUAAGGCGGCAAUUGAAAUUAUUAACCAGACCUUCGAUUAUGCGUUUUUUGGAUAUCUAACAUGAUUUGCAUGUAUGUAUGUAUGAAUGUAUGUACAUAUUUACAAGUGCGUAACAUGCAUUAUGGGUAGAAAGUAUUAAUUUGCUCACGAACAGUAAACAAUAUGCAAUAGUGAAGCAAAUUGUAAUUUCGAGUCAGUUCCUUAUCUUAAGAUAA